Molecule: messenger RNA, 1376 nt
Organism: Chiroxiphia lanceolata (lance-tailed manakin)
Lineage: Eukaryota; Metazoa; Chordata; Aves; Passeriformes; Pipridae
Gene: PROK1
Product: prokineticin 1
Exons: 4
Coding region: 127-444 (105 amino acids)
Source: RefSeq, a predicted model, not a curated record
CUCCAUCUCACUGCCCAAGAUUCAGGUCUUACCUGCUUCUUCAGGGGAGGAAAACAAGCCCGGGAUGGUGGAGCUGGAGGGGUUAUAAAGGGUGUGAAGUGUGAGGCUGCUCAGAAUUCCAGCACCAUGGGCCAAAUCCUGCAGCUCCUCUGCCUCCUCCUGCUCCUCAAUUCCUGCCCCUGCGCCGUCAUCACUGGGGCCUGCGAGCGGGACCCUCAGUGUGGCCGCGGGACCUGCUGUGCCACGAGCCUGUGGCUGAGGGGGCUGCGGGUCUGCACCCCCCUGGGCCGGGAGGGGGACGAGUGUCACCCCUUCAGUCACAAGGUGCCUUUCUUUGGGAAGCGCCAGCACCACUCCUGCCCCUGUCUGCCCAACCUCCUGUGCUCCAGGUUCCUCGACAGCCGCUUCCGCUGCUCCGGCCACUUCAAAAACAUCGAUUUUUAGGGGGAUUCUCCCUAAAAACCCACCCCUGAGCCCACAGCACCCGUGUCUUGCCCUUUCCUGUGGCUGUCAGGUGCCCACAGAGCACCAGGCAGCCUCAAAGUGCUUUUCUGGGGUGGGCGGUGUCGUUUUGAGCUGUUCUGUGGGGAAAUCGAGGCCAAGCUGCUCCAACACGUGGCUCAACAAAGCUCUGUCCCAGCAAAGCUCUGUCCCAGCAAAGCUCUGCCCCAGCCCAGAGCAGGAUCCGGCUCCAGCAUCCUCUGGCUGUCCCUGGAUUGAGGGACAGUGCGUGGCAAAUGUCUGUGGCCUCACAAAUCCCUUUUUCCCAAGCUGUUGGCUCCAUGUCCUGGAUGCUUCCAGGGAGUUCCCACCCCCCUGCUUUGUUUUAUCCAGCAAAAGUCAAGGAUGAGGAAAUUUGAGGAGUGAAAGUAGAUGCCAAGCAGCCAAGAGCUUCCUCCCAUGUUUUUUAAUCCUGGCACAUGACAAAUUUUGGGAUGUGAAGCUGAGCAGCAUCAUCUCAUGUUCCAGAGCAUCUGCAGGGCUGGGGGAGAUGUAGUUUAACCUAUUUUAUGUUUUUCAGUUGUUUACAAGGAAAAACAAAAAUCAAAGGGGCAGAAACUUCAUUUUGUGGGGAGGUGGAGCAUUUUGAUCAACACCCAAAAACUGCAGCUUGUGCCCAAACUGUCCCAAAUCCAAAUCCUCUGCAGCAUCCUCAGAGCUGCUUUAUCCCUGCAAUUCCCACUGGAUAAAUCAGUUCUGUAAUGAUGAUUCCCACAGUGAUACUGCCCAGUUGUGGCUUCUCAGGAUGAUCUAAUCUGACCCACAAUUAAAUCAAAUCCAUACCAAGUAGCUGUGGGGAAUUAAGGAAUGGCUUUUCCCAAAGUUCAGGCAGGAAGGGGAUGAAGCAGAGCUGGUUGGAGCCAUGUUGUGCCAGA